Molecule: messenger RNA, 2075 nt
Organism: Closterium sp. NIES-67
Lineage: Eukaryota; Viridiplantae; Streptophyta; Zygnematophyceae; Desmidiales; Closteriaceae
Source: the annotation of a GenBank genome assembly
CUGGUUGUCCCGUUUCUGUGUCACUCCACUUGAGAAACGCACACCCGCCUUGGCUAAAGAGUUCACUAGCGGAAGGGAGAGUUCUCAUUCGAAGCUUUCGAGUCGAUCGAUACCAUCAGUAUCCACGCGUCAUCACCCAUCCCCCCACUUCGCUCUCAACUCCCCAGUCACACGCCCAUCGCACAGACGACAGACAGAUAGUGUGCGACUAAUAGACGCUCGCUCUCUCGCUCUCUCUCUCACUCACAUAGUCGCCAUGGAUCGCGAGUGGGACAGCAUUGAGGUGCUCCCGGCGCGCGAGCUAUCCGCGCGGUACGAGAUAAUCGACAUGCUGGGCGAGGGCCAGUACGGCACGGUGUGGCUCUGCGAGGAGCGCCACUCGGGCCGCCUCUUCGCGUGCAAGCACAUCAACCUCGCGGGGCUCGGCGAAAAGGGGAUUAAAGCCGCGGUUCGCGAGAUCGAAGUCAUGGCGACGCUUUCGGGUCAUCGCAACGUCGUGUCGCUGCAAGGGAUUUACGAGGACGAGGAGUCGGUUUAUGUGGUUAUGGAGUAUUGCAAUGGCGGCGAUUUAUUGAACCUGAUACAGAAAAAGGGCUUUCUGCCCGAAACGGAGUCCCGCAGGCUGUUCCUCGAGGUGACACGUGGCGUGAAGCAGUGCCACGACAGCGGCGUCAUCCACCGUGAUAUCAAGCCCGAAAAUAUUCUCCUCGUUCCCGACACCACCGCCGCAUCCGCCGCCGCCAGUGCCGGCGCCACCAGCCCCAUCACCCCUUCCAAGAACCCGUUCAACGCCCUUCAGCUCAACCCGCUCCGCGCGCGCUCCCGCUCCGUCUCCCCGCCCGCUUCCCCCUCCGCCACCUCCGCCUCCGCCUCCGCCUCCGCUUCCGCCAGCGGAGCCUCCGCGAAGCUCGCGGACUUCGGCCUGUCGCUCGCGCUGCGGCCGGGGCAGCGCGUGGUGGGGUACGCGGGGAGCUUUCCGUACGAGGCGCCCGAGGUUCUCGCGAAUAAGACGUACGACCAAUCCGCGGAUAUUUUCAGCCUCGGCGUGACGCUCUACGCGAUGCUCUCGGGCACGUGGCCCGCGUUCCACCGCUCGCGAUGCCUCGACGACACGGUCGACUGGGAGUUACCAUGCUGGCGAAAGGUUUCGGAGGUGGCGAAGGAUUUGAUCCGCUGGAUGGUGUCGCCGCUCCCGCACAUGCGCCCGACCGCGGACGAGGUCUUGGCGCACCCCUGGUUUGCGCUCCCCCUCGGCCUCCCCCUGCACCCCGCGCAGCCCGCAAGCCCGCGCAGCGUCGUCCGCAGCCUCCGCGGAAGCCGCUACUGGCGGCGCGAACGGUCGCAGAAGCAGGGAGAGGAAAGGGAGACGGUGCAGAAGGUUCGCCCGGGAGAAGAGGCUCCGCGGAGCCCGCGCGGCGCGCGUGACGCUGCCAGCAGCGCUGCUUGCCGCCGCGACCACCGCGAGGUCGCACCCAAGGAUGGACGCGUGGACAUUAUUGGAUACCAGCGGCCCGUGCUUUCCGUGCGGUAAAGGCUCACUGAACCAGUGGCUACUCCACGCGCACGGUGAAGCCCUGACGGCCGGUUCCCUGCUAACGAUCGUUGGCGAGAAUUCUGUGCAACGGUUUCGCGAAUAGGGCGAGCUUGAAUCGCCUCAGGCGUCGGAAAGGGGGGAGGCCUGUAUAUGAUGUGGCUGGGGUGGGCAGGCUUGGCAGAACAUGUGGAAAUGCGCUGCUACCAGUAUCAGCAGUCAUCCAGUCAUCCCUUGGGAGUCUUUUUUUAUGUGACCCCAGGGAUGCAUGUUCUGACCAUGCCUGCCCUACCAGCUGCCCGGCUUCCCCUCGUUAUAGUCAUCAUCUCCAGACUCUGAGGCGCCUCAAGCUUGCUGCCUUCUCUUUGACCCUUUUUCCUUGUUCGCUUCCUCUUCAGCAUCCUUCUGAAGGGAGUGUGUAGGAGUAGCAUGUAGAGGGAGAACUCCCGUGCAGGGCUGACUUUAUCAGACUAUUUACUCUGAUUAGUCUGAAAUCUCAGACCGGUUUUUUGGCUAAACCUGAAUUUCCAGAUAAGGCAUUUUC